UAAGCUUUGGUUACAUUGGGUCUACAUUUUGCCCUUUAUUUCAAACUCUACAGCUUCAGUGUGAACUGCAAUCACCCAGUUUGGAAAGUAGUUUAAGCCUUUUUUUUUGAAGAUGGAGAAGUGCAGUUCGAGAUUGAUUUAUGUAUUGACCCUAGUCAUGUUUUUGAGUGUCUGUGCUUCUGAAACAAAAACCAAGGCAAAGAGUGUAACAUCUCCAUUCAACCAGCAAGAAGAUCAAGUGGUUUUUGAUCAAAAAAAGAUCAUUGGGGAUGCUGGACUUAGUGACUUUGAUCAAGAUGAAUUCCAUAUGGCGAUGUCAAAAGGAGAUUAUAUGGAGGAUGCAGAUGGAGGUUCUGUGCACACACCAGCUGAGUUUUCUGGCACUCACCCGACUACAGCACCUCAGUCAAACCUGCCAAAUUUGAGUCUGACAUCUAAUGUAGAAAAAGAUGGCAGUGCUGAUGGAAUCCUCACUAAAAACAAUGUCACAGAACAAGACAUCACAAGGAUCUACAACCCUCUGUUCCCAGUGACAAACAGCUCUUACAGUGCCUAUGGGAUUCUGUUUCUGGCAUUUGUAGUGUUUGCUGUAGGGAUUGUGGGUAAUCUUGCUGUCAUGUGCAUUGUUUGGCAUAACUACUUCAUGAGGAGUGCAUGGAACUACAUCCUGGCCAGCCUGGCUUUCUGGGACUUCCUGGUCCUGUGUUUCUGCCUGCCUGUGGUGGUGUUUAAUGAACUCACCCACAAACGGCUACUGGGGGAUUUUUCUUGCAAGGUUGUACCCUACAUGGAGGUGACAUCACUAGGCGUGACAUCCUUCAGUCUGUGUGCACUUGGUAUCGACCGUUUUCAUGCAGCCACCAGCUCCCUCCCGAAGGCCCGGCGAGUGGAGCAUUGCCAGUCCGUCCUGGCCAAACUGGCAGUGGUGUGGGUCGGUUCCAUGGUCCUUGCAGCCCCAGAGCUGCUCAUAUGGCAGCUACAACAAGUCAAAUCCCCUUCUCUGGGUGUCCAGGUGGAUGUCUGCAUCAUGAGCCCGUACCCAAACCUCCCAGAAUCUAUUUACUCCCUGAUCAUCAACUACCAUGACACUCGCAUCUGGUGGUACUUUGGCUGUUACUUCUGCCUGCCUGUAGUCUUCACCUUGCUUUGUCAGCUGGCCACCUGCCAUGUCUCCAGCGAUAGUGGAAGCUUUGGUAAGCGGACCGAAGAGCGUUCUCCAUCCACAAAGCAGAAACUUCAACAUGCACAGCAGGUUGAACGGCAACUGAACUGUACCGUCAUGGCACUGGCUGUGGUUUAUGGGGUGUGUGCACUGCCUGAGAACGUAUGCAACCUUACGCUAACAUACGCUUCUAUACAGCCAUCCAAGGACGUUUUGGCUCUCCUCACUCUGAUAAAUCAGUUUUUCUUAUUCUUUAAGUCAUCUGUGACGCCAGUGCUCUUGCUGUGUCUGUGUAAGACUCUGGGCCAGGCAUUUAUGGACUGCUGUUGCUGCUGCUGUGAGGAAUGCCAACCUAGCACCUCCUCUUCCUCCCAAAACAUUACUGAAAGCAAGCAUGAGAUGUCCUCAUCUAUUUUCUUUGACAAAGCCAAGGACAGCACGACCAUAUUGUCUAUUGGCAGCUGAGUCAGCAGACCUUGCUUUGAAGUGAUAAGGUCACAAGAUGACCAUGAAUUAUUUCUCACAUCCACUUUCAUCACAUCUCUUAUUAGUGACCAUGAGGUUUUUUUCCCCCGGGCUCACUGUCUGAUGGGAAAAUUCACUGAGCUCUUAGAUGGUGCUAGAAGUUGUCCCUUUGCUGCUCUGAAGCUUAUUUUAAAAGGAGGAAGAAUUCAGCAUGCUUAAACAAUCAGCAUAAGCAGUCACUUACAGGCAGAACCCACUUCAAACACAAAUUUAGUUCCUUAGCUUGACUAGCACCGUUUUGUCAUAAAUUUAAAGAUACUGUAAUAUUCUCGCAAGAUAGAUUUGGGUUUUGUACUUUAAAUCAUUAACAUUUUCUGUCAACAGGAUAUCAUGUCAAGCCUCUAUAGACUGUUAGCUCAUAUGGCCUGUCACACUGUUUGUCAGCUUUGUAUAAAAAUUGUGACUUUUAUUAGAAGUUCUUUUAGUGAUGAUUUAGUGAUGAUUUUCAACAUUUUCUAAAUACCUGACCAGCAAUGAAUAAUUCAUAUAAAUUUAAUUUGUUCAGAUAGGUUUAUCUUUUCAAGAUACUCAUUUUUGAGACAUGGGGUUGUUCAUGUAACAAAUAGCUCUGGUUAAUAAUUGAUGCCAUAGUUUUGUUUUUAUGUAACAGCUUGUCUAGUUUGUGUACUCUUAAUUAUAAAAUGUUGUACAUGCACUGAAUUGUUUUAUUAGAUUGUAAAUAAACUUAAGAAACACAAAACCUGAAAGUGCUA
Ictalurus furcatus (blue catfish) is the source of this 2400-nucleotide messenger RNA. It is a transcript of the gene gpr37l1b, whose product is annotated as G protein-coupled receptor 37 like 1b. The record is from RefSeq and is a predicted model, not a curated record. Gene Ontology annotation, molecular function: G protein-coupled peptide receptor activity. Gene Ontology annotation, cellular component: signaling receptor complex; plasma membrane. The transcript is spliced from 2 exons. Gene Ontology annotation, biological process: adenylate cyclase-inhibiting G protein-coupled receptor signaling pathway; positive regulation of MAPK cascade. NCBI's taxonomy places the organism in Eukaryota, Metazoa, Chordata, Actinopteri, Siluriformes, Ictaluridae. The coding region runs from base 113 to 1627 and encodes 504 amino acids.